CAGUUUUGUUUGAUCUACUUUACAGCUUGCCCAGAAUGUGUCGGAUAUGAACAUGGGUCAGAAUGAGAUUGACCUUGACAGUUUGCCUGCCCCACCACCCGAGUUUCUACUACAACAACAGUUCCUGUACGGCACCGUCCCCGACAGUCGUCAGCAGGGUAACUAUCCCGGAAUGUCCCAAACCCAUGGUCAGGCCAAGCCUGGGGGUCAGGCUGCCUUCACCCCUGGUGCGGGCAAUGUUAUUCUACCCCCCACCCAGCAAAAGGCCGUCAUCAACAUUCCCCCCAGUCAGCCAAUCAUGGUUGAGAAGCGUUCGGUUGGUCAGGAGCCACCUUCAGCACCUCAGGAGUUUAAACUGAUCCCAGUCAAGUGUGAGACAGAGGAGGGGCCUCCUCCAGCCCCUGCAGCCAACGCCCAGAAGCCAAGUCUGGAGAACAUUGAUCGCCAGGUGUUACAUACUGUUGACGACCACGCCAUACAGGUAUCUAAGAGUGAACAUCCAACAUUUAGAGACCUUGUGUGGGAUUUGAUCUACUCCAAGAAUAUCACAAACGAGAUAGAAAAAGUCAGAGUGAUCUUCCGAUGGCUAGCCACCAAGAACCUGAAGGAGAUAGAUUUUAACAAUGUGGAGAAGGGAAGUCCGGAGGAGGUGUUGAUGGGCCUCAAGACUGGAAAGACAACGUAUGCCAUGGUGUUUGAUACGAUGUGCUGUUAUGCUGGUCUUCACUCCAAGAUCAUCAGCGGUUACGCCAAAGGAGCUGACUACCGCCCGGGACAGAAGUUUACGCCCGGCUCUAAUCAGCAUUCCUGGACGGCCGUCUACAUCUAUGGCACCUGGUGUUUACUCGAUGCUCAUUGGGCAGCGCGGCGUAUCAUUGGUAAACAGGCCCAGGUAGAAGAGUUCCACUACCAGCUUGACGAAUAUUUCUUCCUGCCUGACCCACAUCAGCUAAUCUACACUCACUUCCCUGAUGAUCCAAAAUGGCAGUUGCUUGAUAGGCCCGUCAGCCUGGAGGAAUUUGAGAACAUGCCACACAUGAAACCGCAGUUCUUCAAAUAUGGCCUGGAAUUUGUCAGUCACAGGACCGCCGUCAUUUAUGGCCGAGGAGAAAUGAAUGUGCGUCUGCGUUACCCAGCCCAUAAGCUUAUGGUGGCCUUCAACUUCACUAUUCAAUAUGAAAAUUCAGAUGAGGAGUUUCAGGGUGUCAAGUUAAAUAGAUACGGCAUGCACGAAAGCGUUGGUGGAAUCGGAUCAUUCCGUCUUCGUCUACCAGAGAGAGGCUCGUAUAUUUUAUACGUAUAUGCCAAGGAAGAUACCCCAGAGAACACAGACAAUGUUUAUGCGCAAGUGUGUGAAUACAAGAUUGUGCAGGAGGAUGUUGCAUGUCCUCCUCCCCAGCCUUUCCCUCCCUGUGCCACCCUUCAUUGGGGUCCUGGUUCUGCCUUCUUUAAAUAUGGUCUGGCCACGUAUCAACAAACCGCAAACAUCAUCACAAGAGAGGGCAAGGUCGAGCUACAGAUCCGUAUCCCCAAACAAAUGCAAUUUAUGGCCAAACUCAAGCACAUCAGUUAUGACGAUGCUGAAUUAGAUUGUUAUGUUAUGCACAGAAUUGUAGGUAAUACGGCCCACAUUACCUGCUCGGUCCCGUCACGUGGCGAGUACGGACUUGAAAUUUAUGGCAAUGAUCCGAGUAUGGAAGGUAAAACACUCUUCCAUCUUGCACAGUUUCUAGUAGAAUGCCACGAGGAUGUCAAAACUACACCCCUCCCCAAACUACCACCUGGCUACCUGGGUGCCCAGAUUAAAUUCAGUGAGUUUGGACUAAACACCCUGAGCCAUCACGAUCCUGUCAUCCACCUAGAGAGCAAUUACAUUGAGAUCCAAUUUGCACUUGCGAAGGAAAUGCGUGUCACAGCUAACUUGAUUAGCGUUGACAAGGAAACGGACUUCCCAGAAUUUGUGUUCACCCAGACGCAGGGUUCUGUGAUCAGCUUCAUGGUCACCAUCCCAACCACUGGUUUCUAUAAGCUGCAACUGUACGCCAUCCCUGCAGAUGACCCGAGCCAGCAGCUGCCAGGCGUGUAUAAUUACCUCCUCAACUGUCAAGCUACUCCUAAGGCCGUUCAUCCCUUCCCCAAACAGUAUGCCCAGUGGAAAGAGGGUUGCUACAUGUGGCAGCCAAUACGCCUACAUAAGGAAAUGCUUGAGGGCCCAGAUCGCUCCACUAAAUUCCGUGUCUGCAUUCCACGCGCUGAGGCAGCAGCUAUGGUCGUGGAUUCAGACUGGACACACCUGACCAGCAACCAGCCAGGAAUAUGGGAAGGAGAUGUCAGUUUUAAGAAUCAUAGCAUGAAAAGUUGCAAGGUCACUUUGAAUGCAAAUUACGGAGGUGACCGCACCAAUUACGCUACGCUUUUAGAAUACAACAUUGAUGUAUAGACUCGCUUGUUCUACGCAUAGGAACGUACAGGAAGGACAUUAUAGAAAUCUACCUGAUGCAGAAACAUUCACACUCUGCUUGCUUGGUAAUCUUCAUCUGCCUUACUGUAUCACAUAUUAAAACUUUCACGUGUCUAGGAACAAAUUUCAGCUGUGACAUCUAACAAAGACAGGAAGACCACCAUAGUCGAGCUCAAGUGUUGUAAGAAGAGUUUGACUUAAUUUAACAAGUUUUAAGUAGAUUUCUACUUAACCUGAAAGAUCUUUUAAACAACAAACAGGACAUGCAAAGUGUGUAUAAAGGUGAAAAAAAGUCAUAUGAAAAAAACAAAAUCAGUGUUAACAAAGACAUUUAGAAAUGGACUGACUACCAGGUACUUUCUUAUAAGGAUAAUAAAUGGCAGUUUGUGAAAAAGUGCAAGAAGCUUGGUUAAUACAUAUGCAUGGAUUCGACCGUAAAGGAGCAAAAUUAUGUUUAGUGUAAUUGCAAUUGUGACGAAAUUACAAAUUUGAAGAUUAAGUAUAUUGAAGUGUCAUUCAUCAGCCAAUGAACAACCGUAGUGAACUUUCGAAUGUAAUCUGUACAUGUACUGUGAAGGUAAAUUUCCAUCUACAGAAAAAUAUCAUUGGUCACAAAAAAUUGUUUUGGUGCUUUUUUGCUUUUAAACAAAUGUUUGAAAAUAAUUAGGUGAACAUUUCAUUGAUUGUUCUGAGAAUUUUCAAAUUUUCAAAUUUUUAAUUGUCUUCAAACAGUUAAACUGACCACUCCAACUUGUGUUAACAUUUUAGAUAUUUGUGGUUUCUCAUCAAUUUAAUGUUGACACUGGUUGUCGAUGACAUCUGAUGAAUUCAAUCCUUUUUUAUAAAAUACCUUUUUUUCCAUUGUCAGAAAUAAUGGAUUUUGAUUUGUCUUUACUUUAUCUAAAACCACAUACAAAAAAUCUUCCUAAUUCUAUCUUAAUAUGAAUUUGUACACAAAAACCAGAAAAAAAGGGUUGUUAAAUUUUUAAUGCAAAAUCAUUAUUGACAAUAUAUUUUCAAAGAAAAUAACUAUUUGAUGGACUUCUGGACCAUUUAAGUUUUGUUUGUAGAAGUUUCAGUUUGAAUGUGAUGAAUCUUGUGUAUUUGACUCCUGCCAUUAAUCUCGUUCUAGUGUACAUUACACCAAGUGCUCAGAAGACAAAUAGCUAUACAUAUUUAUGUACUUGUAUUUUGUACUCGAUAAAUGUUGGUCGAUGGCUAAAAUCUUGGCAUUAUAGCUCAAACAUUGGUGUUUUUUUUUAUUAUUUUAUCAUCUCAAUAAUUUACUCCAUAAUAAAAAGAAAAUCAUAAAAUUGAAACAAAUUGGUUUCUAUUGUUAUUAAUGACAACUGCAGUGUAAUCUACCUACAUACUUAACCAGUAGGUAAUAUAAGUUCUAUAAUAUUUGCACAAAGGAUCAGGGUGUCAUAUUUGGCCAAUUAUAGUCCCUUCCUAAUAAGAAAACUCCCAGAAGGUAUAUCUAUACAUAUGUAUGACUACCAGUGUAUCUCCCAAUGGGUUAAACAGAUAUUUGUUUUUCAAAUAUAGCAAUUUAUGUUUGUCUGACCCAGCGGUGUCAUUACGCAAAAAUAAAUACUUUUCGAUAAGGGGCCGUAAAAACGACCAAAUAUGGCACCCAUCCUUUGUGACCUAAUAACUGUAGUGGGGGCAAUUCGGAAAAUAAGAAUAUUUGUGGAACCUCCCAAAAGGACAGUUUCUUCUUAUAUUGGAGUCAAAUGAUUUGUUAGUAUAAUUAUGCUUGCUCAUAUGAUUUACUUUUUAUAUUGUUUGUUUAUGUUUUGUAGAAUGCUUUUAGGUUAAUGAUAUUGUAGAAAUCAGGAUGUGAAAUUGCUGAUCCUUUACUGCAUUGCAUACUUGCCAACUCUCCCUAUUUAGGAAGGAGGCUCCCGAUUUUGGACCCUAAAAUUUAGUAUUUACAAUCAGUGAAUUUGCCAAACAGUUCCUAUAUUCUAAGAGCUAUUGAUUUCAUCUGAGAGAACAACACAAAUAAUGUCAUUUUCAAGGGUUAUUUUGUCUCACAGCGGUGUAUACCGUACACACCUCUAUUUAUGAAUGCAGAAUCUCCCCCAUGGGAAUUUAAAAAAAUUGGCAAGUAUGCAUUUUAAUGGUAAAAAUAUAUAUUCUCUGGAAAAAUAUCAUGUAAACAACCAUUUAUGACUCUGAUGUUGUUUGAUUACAGAUGUAAUUGAAAAGAAGGUCACACAGGUUUCCCAGAAAAGUUGUAUUGUUUUUAUUAUUUUUUUACAAUAUUUGUGCAAUUCUCUGAACACUCCAGUUUAUGCAUUUAAAUUACUUUGCUAAAAUGUAACGUACGGCUUUCCUUCUGAUUCCUGAAACAUGGGGAAUAUUAUUGGUCGUAAAUGCCAAUUUGGAAGUAUGAAAAUUUGAGAAACUCAAUUAACAUCAGUACUGCAGUUAGUACUUUAAAUUGUUUAAAUCAAAGCCUGACGCAUUCUUCAGGACCAAUUUCCUUUAAAAUACUAUUUUAAAUCGUGGCUGUUGAAUAUAAUACGAUUGAAUAUGUUAAUUUGUCUAUUUCAUCUUUCUUUCCCAUUACAGUGACACAAACCUUUCUUACUCCGUCUUGUUUUCUAUCCUGUCAAAGUUGUUUUGGAGUUAAUGAAGCAAUCAUAUUUAUAGGUGUAUGGUUUCUGUCAAGUACAGGAAACGCUGGGUGAAUAUUUAUGGACGUCCAUUACUAUUGUUCUAACACUUUGUGCCUCUUUGUAUUAUUCAUUAUACAUUUAAUAAUUUUAUUAAAAUUACUUUUAAGAAAUUUUAUUACAUAUUGACAACUUGUGCUGUCACUCUCUGAAGCCAGAAGUUGUAUCGUCGCGUCUUCGUGCUGAAAAAUACAAUGCAUGAAAAUGGUUUCAUGAAAAAAAGUGGAAUAGUUAAAGACUUGUUUAUAGCUGUUUUGACUUUGAACAUAUUUUCUUUAUUUAUGUAUAACUUUUCCACUGUACGUGUUGUACUGUCUCUGCUUUCUGCCAUCACACGAUACGUACCACUUUCUAGUUUAUAUGUGACUGUCGGCUGGUAAAGCUAGGUUUCUCGGAAAGCCGAAAAUCAAUAAUGUUAAUGUAGAAUCUGUUUGUUAUAAAUUAACUAUCAUGUAUUUCACAAUUCUGGCUCAAUGUUCAUUUCAUUGCUCUUAGUUUAACACAUCUAACCCCAGAUGACUUUAUAUUCUAAAAAGGGGGGUAACUCUUACCUUGUUUUUGUUCGAUGGUAUGACUUUUAACACCAAAUGCAUAACAAACACACACUAGUUUGCCUUUAUAUUAUAUUAUAUAUUCAUGUUAGAUAUUGUUCAAAUUCAAUUUUUAUGCUUUUUACUUAUAGUUGUUACACAAUGUAGAUUAUAAAUAAAGCUGUGCUUCUAAUA
Molecule: messenger RNA, 5870 nt
Organism: Mizuhopecten yessoensis (Yesso scallop)
Lineage: Eukaryota; Metazoa; Mollusca; Bivalvia; Pectinida; Pectinidae
Product: hillarin-like
Exons: 5
Coding region: 47-2440 (797 amino acids)
Source: RefSeq, a predicted model, not a curated record